UCAUACCCUACAAUUGGAGAAUAGUGAUGGGGUUAGAGUAUGGUUUCUGUUAUUCUAUACAAUUACUCCUAUAAUACAUAGUUUGCCUAGAUCAACGAUAUAAUAAGUGUUUUCGCUUAUAAAAACGCUUCGUAUUGUAAGUGACUUUCUGUGUAAAAAAAUCUAGAGGCAAUAGUAUCAACAGGAAUGGAAGGUAUCAUUACUCUAGGCAAGGACGCCAUUAUGUUGUGACGCUUCUACAGAAACUGUUGAGGCAGAUAUUCACAAAAUAGUUUUGAAAUAACGUAUUUUUCUAAUAUAUUUCAAAAGAAUCCUUGCACGUAUGUUAACAACAAUCGCUCAACUUAACGCUGAUUUGUAACUUAACGUGAAAAUGUCGCCUCUCUCAAUACGAGUAAUUGAUAGACGAAAGGAAGCGAGUUUUUUUUGGGUAAGCCAUGGAUCAAUAGCUAGAUUACAGAAAGUUCUAGAAAGUACUUGAUCACUGGACGAUAGUCAAUCACGUGUUGGUGUCCACGUGACCAGUCAGUCACCACAUCAUAUAAAAUAUAAAUUCGUUUUUUUCUUCGUACAGAAAUUCGAUCCAGCAGGUGCCGUUAUUAAACGUGGUGCUUAUGGGUUUGGAGAAACAUAUGAUAAAACUGUCAAAUGUGGAGAUCGUUAUCAUGUAUGUUGCGAAGGAGAUCUAUGUAACAAAGAUACCGAACCACCGUGUCCACCAGAGUCUAAAGUCACACAGGAGAAAGAAGUAAAAGCUUGUUAUCAAUGUAAAGGUGCUGAUGCUUGCGAACCGGAUAGACUCGAAGGAGCUCAAAUUCGUACUUCAGCCGUUUUGGGUGCCAAGAAUCUCUAUUGUUAUACGAAAUUUGAUCCGAAGACAGGCCUUGCUGUUGAACGUGGUGGUUUUGGAUUUAUGGAAGUAUUCGAUAAACAUCUCAAGUGUGAUGCUAAAGAUUAUCUAUGUUGCUAUGAAAAUUUGUGCAACAAUCACACAGUUGGUUUUUGUGCUAAACGACAACAUAAUUAA
Molecule: messenger RNA, 1027 nt
Organism: Didymodactylos carnosus
Lineage: Eukaryota; Metazoa; Rotifera; Eurotatoria; Philodinida; Philodinidae
Source: the annotation of a GenBank genome assembly